Messenger RNA from Babesia microti strain RI, 666 nucleotides. RefSeq names its product synaptobrevin homolog YKT6. NCBI's taxonomy places the organism in Eukaryota, Apicomplexa, Aconoidasida, Piroplasmida, Babesiidae. Bases 1 to 666 code for a protein of 221 amino acids. Gene Ontology annotation, biological process: endoplasmic reticulum to Golgi vesicle-mediated transport. Gene Ontology annotation, molecular function: SNAP receptor activity. The transcript has 5 exons. The record is from RefSeq and is a predicted model, not a curated record. Gene Ontology annotation, cellular component: Golgi apparatus.
AUGGGGGAUGAAAAUGUUCCCUCAUUGUCUGUAUGCGAAAUUCGCACUCAUUUGGGCAUGAAAUUGGCAUUUAUAGGAAUAUUAAGAGUUUCCAAGGAUUUAGAGGGGCCGAUAUUCUUAGCGCGCCGUUUCAAUUCCACCCAUAUACCAUUUUUUAAACGAAAUGCCGUCAGUGAUUUUGCAAAUUUUUCGGCAAGAUAUGUUGCAUCGAGAAUUGGAGAGAGUGAAAAGAUGGUUUUGCAGGAGGGUGGGGCCAAGUUGUACUCUCUAAAAUGGGAUAAUGGCCUAUGUAUUGUCUGUCUAACUGGACAAGAAUAUCCUGAUAGAGUUGCAUUCACACUUGCUCACGUUGUGUAUGCUGAGUUUAUUAAACUUUAUUCUUCCACAUGGCAAACACAAAUGACUGAUAUAAAAUUGAAGUUCCCUGAUCUGAAGGAAAUUAUGAAUAAGUAUAACAAACCAGAAGAUAUCGAUGCUCUCACUAUGACUGAAUAUAAAGUUAGUCAAACCUUGAAGAUCGUUAGGAGCACUGUUGCUGAUAUUCUAAGGAGUGGAGAAAAUCUGGAAUCUCUAGUAGAUCGCAGCAAAGAUUUAUCUCUUCAGACUAAAAAAAUCUUUAAACGCAGUAAGGCUUUGAAGCGGAACGCUUGUUGUGCCCUCAUGUAA